GUUUUUUAACUUCCCGUUCAUGUUUUUAAUAAAACAGAAAAUUACCGUUUGGCGGUCACGCGCGAACACGUUAGCUGCGAACAGGCAUAUUCUGGGAAGGAAACUUUGUGUAAACGUAUUACAUAGCUCCCAGAAGAAUAAAAUCACCAUUUUUUCAAGUAAAACGGUCUUUUUUAUAGAGAGUUUUUCCACUAAACUCGGAAAAAAUUUAAAAAAAAAAAAAAAAAAAUUGGAGGUCGGGGACUUUUAUCAGGUCGGGCGGGGACGCUAAACAAGUAAUUUUUUUUAUGUGGCCUUAUUUUGUAAAUCGUAUUUACGAAAUUCAUUCGGAAGUUCGUUCCGAAGUUCGUUUCGAAGUUCACGCCCAACUUCCCAAAUAAGGAAUGUACUUCGGAAGUUCCGAACGAACUUCGGAAUCUUACGGUGAAAAGUCAGCUGAAAUUGACUGUAAUGUAAUUUAAGUAUUGAAGUAAUGUUUUAGGGAAUGCAACUUCAAAUUUUAGCAGGAUGUCAUAAUUUGAUCUAUAUAACUAAAAUUUACUGCAUAACUUGUCCACAAAUUUAAGCAAAGUAAUGCACUAUUCUCCGAUCCAAGUUGACAUCAUCAAUUUUUCCAUCUUAGUAUCAACAGAUUUUUGCAAAAAAUGGACCUCUGCCCUCUGGAUUAGAAUUAUCAUGUCCAAAUUAGUCUAUACUGAGCAUUUCUCAAUGUUUGGACAUUCACUGUGCGAAUUCUGACAUUUUGAACAUUUUUUCCUUGAAAGUGAAAAUUGAUAAUGAGAACUCAAAUUGGAGAAUAUGUUGAUGUUCAACAAAACGGUUGUGAAAUCUGACAAAAGCUUUGUGUACAAAUGUCUUGUUGUGGCAAUGUUUUCAGUGUUAAUAUGUUAUUUAACGCUGUCAUCAGACAGAUUACAAUUCAAUAAACAGUAGAUAUUGUAUUAUAAAUUCGUAAAAUUAUACAUUAUUUUACAGGAAGUCAUCGCUCUUACAUCUGACCUAGUACAACUAAAUGAGGUUUGUUACACUUACAUACAAAUAUUUCAUUUUGUUUCAUUCUUGAUAAAUCAAGCCAUUUUUCAGCUAGAUGAUAUCUUUGCAAUGUGUUCAUCAAUCUGCUUCCCAAUUUAUUAUAAUUGCAUAGAAAUUUCCAAUUCCAAUCACAAAAUUUAUAUCUUUUAUCACCAGCUCAACGACAAAAUAUAACACAAAAUAUGAAAGAAGUCUUACCUUUUUUGUUUUCCAAGCAAGCAUAAGAAAAUCGAACUGAAAAAAAAACAUUUAAUGCAUUUGAACUCAGCAGUAUUUCAUAUACUUCCAAAUCUAUGGCAGAUUUGAAAUGCACAGAAUUCUUAGCUGUUCUUGUGCAUGCACAGCAACCCUCGAAAUUUGCCUCGGCACUCGGCAAUUGCCGACGCAAAUGCCGAGGCAAGUCACGAUUUUUCAUAGUUUGCCUCGGCAAAAAAAAUGCCGAGGCAAUUACAUCCUUUGUACCUUAAUUUACAUACUACAGCGUCUGUUCGUUUUUUUGCUUAAAUUUACAAACUACAGUGUUUGUUUUUGUACCACAUUUUUGUUCGAAUUGUUGUCAUCGACGUUGGGUGAACAACAGAAGAUUACAAAAUUUUAUUAUUAAAUUUGAGCUUUUCAGCGUCGGUCGGCUUCAGCUGAAAUAAAGAACAAUCUCGAUGGUUUACUGUAAAGACGGAACGUCGAGAAACUUUGUUUUAUCUUUUAGACUGUCGCGUGAUUACCGUCAAAUUUAUUCUUUCAUACUAUUUGUUGUUAAUUACCACUAACUUUUAAAAACAUUUUGAAUCAGGAAUUUGUAAAAUAACAACAAAUUGUCAAACAUCAGAAUCUACGCUCGGUAUAAUAUUUGUUUACAAUAAUUUCCGUACUUUAAUUACAAUUGUCGAUGUGAAUGCCGAAGGUGAUUUCAUUGCGUGUGCCUCGGCAAAAAAAAAUUGCCGAGGCAAACUCGAAAAUUAUUGAAACACUUCGGCAAUUAUUUGCCGAAGCAAAAAUAGUUGAAUUUCGAGGGUUGCACAGACAAAUUGCACCUAAGUUGCAAUGGGGUAUUACAUUGAAUAUUGCUUUGUUAGGGUGGCAGCAGUAGUAGCAGUAGUAAGGGUGCCAAGGAACCGUCGGCACAGCCAACAUCAUCGUCAAAGAACCAGUCUGGUUGGAAGGAAGGUGAUUCAUGUCAAGCCAUGUGGAGUGAAGAUGGAUGGUGAGAAUUGUGUUAGUUUAGGCCAGACUUUGUACAAUCCAUGUUUCUGGCAUAGCAGGAAACCAAGGCUGGAUUUUGGUGGAAAUAGUGGGGGAGGUGGAAAAAAUUUAGGGGAGGUGCAGCGGUCUAGCUUACGACCCCCAUGGAGGGUUAGAACGUGACAUAUGCAUGUAGUCAAAAUCUUAGCUAGAUCUGGGCCGUGUUAUCACGGCUAAAAAUGGAAAAACACGGCUAGAUAAAAUGAACGCGGCUUCAUUAUUAAAUAAUAUAUAAGGCCGUGUACAUUCAUAUAAUAAGAUGGUGCUACUUACAACAGACAGAAUUUCUUUCUAUUUACGUCAUAAGAACGUUUGUAAAAUCUAUUGUUGUUGUUGAAAUUAGCAAAAGUGAUCCGUGAUGUUUUAAUGUUUUGAUGGAUAAUGGAAUUGUAUGGUGUUAAAGUGGUUUUAAGUUUUAAAUACACCCAAGAGUUGCUGAAAUGACUUAAUGUUUUAAUGACAGUACGCAAUAUGAGUAUAUGCUCGCCUUGUAUUUGGUUGCAAAGCAUAGAACCACCGCAGGCAUUGUCCGGUGUUGUAGAACCGUGAAUUUGGAUAUGCAAGAUAAUUGACAUGUACCACACCCUGGUUAUUUAGAAACACGCCCUGGUUAUUUAGAAACACGCCCAAGAUCUAAAAUCCUAGCUAAGACCCUGCAUGUAGUGUACAUAUGUAUCCAGUGUAUUAAUGAAUUAUGACUGUACAACUCAUCCAAUUUUGCUCUUCAUUACAAUUACUACAAAAUUUCUUUCAAAACAUUCCAUUAAAAGGAUACUUGACACCGAGAUGAAUGGCUAUCAUUGUUUCAAUUUUACAGAAAAACUUUCUUACAAAGUGUAGACCUUAAUUAAGCAACCAAAAAAUGACAAAUUUUCACUCUGAUCUAUCACUGAAACUUUCCCAAGGGGAUGUGCAUGACUUUUUCAGGGGAGGUGUGCACCUCCCCAAACUUCCCCUCAAAAUCCAGCCAUGCAUGAAACAUGGUAGAACUGAGUAGUAAGGAGUAACAAAUGUUGGAAUCAAUAGACCAUUUCCGAAUUAUGUUGUAAUUGUCAAGAAUAAUAACACUGCUCUCUAAAAACACCCACUCCCACAAACAAUAACCUGAGAAUGAGGCUUCAUUCUAAAUGGACCAUUUGCAUUAUAGACUAAAUUUUGAUCUAGACAAAAAUUUCAUCACAGCUUGAAAUAGCAUCACAAAAUUAGUAAUAUUCCAAAGUUUCGUUGCGAAAUGUUGUAAAAUGCGGAUAAUAUAGCCUUGCGAAGUUUGCCAUUUUUCACUCAUUUUGUAUUACGCACGGGAAUUGACAGCCCAAUCGGGUGUUGGGGCAUCAAUGUUUGUAAUACAAAAUGACUGAAAAUUGCAAAUUUCGCAAGGCUAUAUUAUCCGUAUUUUACAACAUUUCGCAACGAAACUUUGGAAUAUUACUAAUUUUGUGAUGCUCUUUCAAGCUGAUGAAAUUUUUGUUUAGAUCAAAAUUUAGUAUAUAAUGCAAAUGGUCCAUUGUACGGUAAUGUUUCUAUCAAUAACAAAGUUAACACUAAAUAUACUGAACUGUUUCUGUAGUUAUUAUGAUGCAACUGUAGACAGAAUCUCAGAUGAUGGCACGACAUGUACUGUCACGUUAGAACCAUUUGGAAAUACUGAAAUAACAAAGGUAAUACCAUGUUUAUGUGUGUUUAGGCUAGCAUAGCUGCAAAAGUUCCAGAGCCUUGGAGCGAUGUUACCUCCUUUGUCAAAGUUAACAUAACAAUUAUUUUAAAAUUGCAGAUUAACAGGCUUUGCUACUUAUUUUUUCGAUUAUUAGGCUUAUCUCUACUUAUUAAUAUAUGCAGGGUGCGCUAAAUCAUGUGCUUACUUGUAGCUCCAAGUUAGUGAAUGAAUAUCAGAAAUGUGUACUAUUAGUGAUUGACCGAUUGUGCAACAAUCGGAAUUACCGAUUACUCAUCCCACAAUCUGCCAGAAACCGAUGCCGAUUUUGUAGUGACAUCAUAGUAUCAGUCGACCAAGCAAAGGUAACAUCAUUCAUGUCGAUUUUUAAACGAUAAUUUCCAAAUUUAAGAUGUUACUGCAACCAAAGAUUGUCAAAACCGUUAAUAAAUGGCAUGCUACAAACAUGUAUCAACGUGCAAUACAUAUAAUUUUUAAAGUGCGUAUUUCUCAACAAUCGGUUUUGAACAAUCGGAAAUAUAGAUAUCUAUAUCCGAUUGUCUACCGAUAAGGCAAAAAUCAAAGUGAUUGCCGAUUAUCGGUCAAUCAUGAAUCACUAUGACUUGUACUAUAUUAUGUAGGUUUCAACGUUGAAAAAACCUGGCGAACCUGGCGUCAAAAGAGCUGCACCAGUCGACUAUGAGACUAAAGGAGAGGGAAAACAGAAUAAGGAAUUAACCAGGUAACAAGAUGAGUGUUCUGUGUAUCACAUGAAGGGCUAAAACAUAACUAAGUACAUGUAUUGUUUUUCAGGGCGGAGCGUGAAAAACUUAGAGAUAUUAAAAAGAAGAAAGCCCUGAAGAAAAAACAGAAACGAAAGGUAAGAUAUAAAACUCAUUUCUCCUAAGGGCUGUUUAUUGAAGCCAUAUAGUUGGACCAAUGGUUAACACAAAUUGUUUUUUUGUAAUUAUCAGGAAGUGAAUGAGACACGAGAGAAGGAGAAAAGCAAAUGGUUAGAUUUUUUCAACGGACCAAAAGUAAGUACUUCAAAGUAUCUCAGGGUCAGUAGCUCAGGGUUUUUAAAUUAAUGCAUGGAACUUUCAACUCUUAAAUUUUAGGCUGGAGGUAAAAAGAAAGGAAUUUUAAAGAAAAGUAUUUUUGCAUCACCAGAAACCGUUGAGGGGAAGGUAUGGGAAAAUAUUUUACAGUUAUAUUAUAUAUUCAUUUGUAACUAAGGCAAAAACCAAUACCAGCCAACCAAUUUUAAAAAUAUAAAGGUGAAUCAUACCGAAAUAUUAGCAUCUUGAGACCAAGAUAUGAGUCAAAACAAGACAAGUUCGAAUAAAAGCCUGAAAACUAUUUUCCUGUUCAUUAAUUCAGGUUGGCAUUGGCACAUGUGGUAUUGGCGGACAACCGAUGACAAAUUUUACACGACCAGAUAAACUGGUUUACAGGAGAUGAUCUAGACUGGAAACGUACCAAAAUGGUUCGAUCUCAACAUGCUGCUGCAGAUCGAUUUUUUUGCAGAGUGCCAAUAAGAUAGAAGUUCCAGACACACUCUCGCAAAAAUGAGCUAUUCAUGCAACUAACACGUGUUUACUGUCCAUUGCCACUCCGAUUCAAUUUUCAGAUAAGCUGCAUGCCUAGUUACCACUACUGUUCUGGUAUUGCAUUCCACUACCGCUACUUCUCACAGGCUUAAUAGUUCAGUAAUUUUAGCUCAUUUUAAGGCCAAGGUUGGAAAAAAUAUAGUAAAAAGCUAAAAAUUGUUAGAUGCAAUCAUUUAACUAUCCUGAACAAUAUACUAAAAGUCCCCAUGUAUCCUCUUGGAGCUUUUUCCAUUAUGACAAGGUUUUUUUCGAUAUCCGUAUUACUCCCAUAUUGUUAAAAAACGUGAAAUUUCAAGUUCACUCAUAACAAAAAUGACUCGCAUCACUAGAAAGCUCAUAAAAACUACAUAUAAGACAUUUAAACAGUCACCUAAAUUUUUCAAGCGGUUUUCGAGUUAUUGGUGUUCCAAUUGUGAAAAAUAGGCCAAAAUCUGGCAAAAAUUCUGGGUACUAGUCUUCAUAACUCAAGAAUAACUUGCAAAAUCAAGGUAGCCGUUUAAAUGUCUUAUGUGUAGUUUUUUGUAAGUUUUCUAAUGAUGUAACUUAUUUUUCCUAUAAAUGAAUCUGAAAUUUCACUUUUUUAACAAUAUAGGAGUUCAAUAGGGAAAUCGAACAAAAAACUUGUCAUAAUGGAGAAAGCUCCAAGAGGAUACAUGAGGACUUUUAGUAUGUUAUCAAGGUUGCUGAAGAGAGUGCAUACGCUAAUUUUUGGCUUUUUACUAAUUUUUUUCUGACCUAUUUUCUAUUUUGAUUGUACUAUUAAUACGCAUUUGAUUGGUUGGUCUGGUAGUAUAAAUGCAUUUGAUUGGUUAAUGGUAUAGUGGUAGUGGUAUUUAAAAUCAAAACCUCUCUAAUGACUAAUGUAACCAUAGAAUGAACAAAGAUAUAAACCAAGCAUUGAAAAUAUAUAGGGUGUCCCAAAGAGAUAGAAUAGCUGCCAGACCGCUGACAAUGGACAUUUCCCCUUAUAACUAAAAUUUUGAUCUAGACAAAAAUUUCAUCACAGCAUGAAAGAGCAUCACAAAAUUAGUAAUAUUCCAAAGUUUCGUUGCGAAAUGUUGUAAAAUGCGGAUAAUAUAGCCUUGCGAAAUUUGCAAUUUUCAGUCAUUUUGUAUUACGCAUGCGAAAUUGACAGCGCAAUCGGGUGUUGGGCAGGGGCAUCAAUUUCCCGUUUGUAAUACAAAAUGACUGAAAAUUGCAAAUUUCGCAGGGCUAUAUUAUCCGCAUUUUACAACAUUUCGCAACGAAACUUCGGAAUAUCACUAAUUUUGUGAUGCUCUUUCAAGCUGUGAUGAAAUUUUUGUCUAGACUUGUCUAGAUCAAAAUUUAGUUAUAAGGGGAAAGGUCCAUUCAAAAGAAAUUGAGCAAAAAUUUUUUUGCAAGUUGAAAUCCAGCUGUCAAAAUUUCGAUGUCCUUGUAUUAAUAUUAGCUGUGUAAAGAUCUGGCUUUUCCAUGUUUGGGGGGACACCCGGUAUAUGCGAAUGAAUAGACUCUACUGUUUAUCGCACUUUUGCCCCAAGACCUUGUUUAAUUUGCCUAUCGUGUUUCAUGAAUGAACAUGUUUCUCUUUGAUCUUGAGUCAAGUCACAAACCUAUCCCCUUAGACUAUUGUGCACGAAAUACGAGGAAAUGAAUGAAAACGAGGCCAUUGGGCAAGAGUUGCAAUAAACACUAGAGUUUAUGAUGUGGCAAUGGGUGGUUAGAUGGCAUUUAGCAAAAUCUAUAUUUACUAUCAAAAUUGGUGUCCAAACUUUUAUAUAAUUACUUAGGUGCUUUUCAGUAAAUUAUCCCAAAGAUGGGUUAAAGAACUAGUACGUAAUUCGUUCAACCAUAAAUUGCAUGUACAUUUUGUUAUAUAUAAUACCAUUUCAUUGACUAUAAAUUGUAUUUGUGGUAAAAUCUAAGUUCACUAUUUUAAAGCUAUGUAUACCAUAUACAGAUCCGCUUUUUAUUGCGGUUUAAAACCAAAAACGUCUCUAUUUACUCUCUAAUAAGUGUUUCUUUUACACUAUUAUAAUACAUUUAAUACCAUUUAGUCUACACUACAUUAAAACAUAUAUAUUGCAUUAGUUUAUGAUGUAUCUUAUAAUUCUACCAUCUUAUAGUGCAAAAAUAUAAUUAAAAUAUUGCAUGAACUAGGGGUCGAAAUUACAAGUCCAAUCACCUUUUGAUUUUUGAUUAUGCAAAAAUUUGCUAAAAGUUAUCAAGACUGACUUAUCAUAACGUAUACUGAUACUAUAUAGACUGAUAUCAGUCACAUUUUUUUCCACUAUACAAACAGAAUGCCAAGAUAAAGAAGUUUAUAAGUUCUUUGUAUGUUUGCAUGGCGAUAUAAUAGUUUUGUUUGUGGAAACACCACGUAAAUUUAUUAUUGCAAAGCUUUCGAUCCGUAAGCCCGGAUCUGCACUGAUGAAGAUCCGGGCUUACGGAUCGAAAGCUUUGCAGUAAUAAAUUUACGUGGUGUUUCCACAAACAAAACUAUUAUUUACUGUUCAGUCAGACAUUUUACUAUGUACAGAACAGCGUAAAUUCGACCCCAUUUUAUUUUUAAAAAUACCAAUGAUCAAUUUUAAAUUCAAAAUGCUUUAACCUAACCUCAAUCUUAUUUCAUACCUAUACCGUAUUUCCUCUACUAACGUGCGGGGCUUAUUAGCUAGGGAAUGGGGUGUGGGUGGAGUGAGGUGUGGGGUAAAAAGAGGAAUACGGCAUUUCUCAUUUCGUUAUCCGUCUACAUCAUUCAUGAGUGACUUUGUUUUUGGAUAGUGACAAGCACAACAGUUUCGCGCAGGCGGUUCCUUCUCGGGAAGUCCCACACCUGCAUUACUCGAUACAGAUUGUUCUGUUUCUAAAAUCU
Molecule: messenger RNA, 8386 nt
Organism: Paramuricea clavata
Lineage: Eukaryota; Metazoa; Cnidaria; Anthozoa; Malacalcyonacea; Plexauridae
Source: the annotation of a GenBank genome assembly